Molecule: messenger RNA, 5091 nt
Organism: Cervus elaphus (red deer)
Lineage: Eukaryota; Metazoa; Chordata; Mammalia; Artiodactyla; Cervidae
Product: olfactory receptor 1020-like
Exons: 1
Coding region: 3977-4936 (319 amino acids)
Biological process (GO): G protein-coupled receptor signaling pathway; sensory perception of smell
Cellular component (GO): membrane
Molecular function (GO): G protein-coupled receptor activity; olfactory receptor activity; odorant binding
Source: RefSeq, a predicted model, not a curated record
CUGCUGAGUGGGCACCACCCAACUGCACUCCAGGGUCACGAGGGUCAGUUUCUCUCUCAGCAGUAUUUCAAGGUCCUAAAUGACCAAGGCCUGGCUUCAUGCUAUUUUGAACAGUGGUUUAAAUACUUUUGAACAAAGGGAAUGGUUCAAAUAGCUUUUGGUAUCAGUCAUUGUUCAAAUAUUUGCUAUUCACUUGAUACAAAACUUAGAACAGCCUCUGCUUUCAGAAGUUACAGUGUGAUGGGGGAAAAAAAAUAAAGUAGUGGGAGGGGAGAAGAACAUGGAAACAUUGACAAAGCCCUGUUAAACAGUCCUUAGAACACCUGUGAGUCAAACUCGCCUGCCAGAUCCCAGCAGCACUCGGAAGGGAAUUCAGCCAGGUGAGGGGAGGCUGGCUGGCAGGCCUGCGGGAGCACUUCCGGAGGCUCCUCGCUAGCUGAGAGCCUCGGGGUGCAUCUCUGAGGCUGUCAGUCAAGGUCAUCGUCAUGGAGAACGACUGAUAGAUGUGCCUCUGAAGGAACCAAGCGUUCAUGUGGGACUUGGCACGGGAGUAGCCAAUUAGUAGGGACCCGGGGAAGGUGGUUAGGCGUGGGGAGCUGGGGGGGAGGACCAGAAACCUCCUUCACUGGAAAACCGGGUGGGGGUUCAGCCCAAGCGCAACGCUGGAUGUGAUGCUUUGUGGGGCGGGGGGCGGGGGGGAAUCAGGCCGUCCUCCCAGGAGAGAAAAAGGAAAAUGCUGAUUUUCUUUGUGGAUCAGAGGCUCGUGGACGUUUGGAUCUUGACAAAAGUAAACCCUUAAAGUAAGAAAGUUAGAAAGGGAGGCGUGCCUAUGAAAAACACAUGGGGUGGAGAAACGGGAGUCCAGGGCAGGAAGCAGGCUGCAAAGGCUAAACUUCAAGGCUGAAUCACGAGACAGGAUUCCGCCACACCGCCAGGACCCUGACUGCCAGCGAUGCAUGCUGCGACCUUUGCAAUAAACAGAAGGCUGCUCUGUGAAGGGCACGGGGUGUUCCAGUGAGUCCCUCACGUCCCAGAAUCAGGAGACCAGCUGGGGGAGGAAGCAGAGGCCACAGGGCAAGAGACAAGAUCCCUGGAACUGACAGCCCUUCCCAUCUUCAGACCGGGCUGGUGUCCCUUUGGGGAUAAGGGAAGACUUUCCGAAGAGCUCAUGGGCCAAAAGGAACCAAUUUCCAGAACCUCAAUUCACGCUUUUAGGAAAACAGCGUCCCUGAACACACAUCUGUAGUCGAGUGCUGGGCUGCUUUCUCAUCUUCCUCUCCACAGUCGCCCUUCUCCCACUUUCAAAAGGAAAUAUCCCCCCAAAAAACAGGGAAAUAUCUCGACUGUUAGUAGAAGACUUUUCACCAGCACACAGAACAGCCAGGAUAUCACAGACAGAAAAAUAAUUUCAUAAACAGGUGCUGAAAAAGUAAACGACUUUCAUGACUUUUUUUUUAAUGACUUUUUUUUAAACAAACUGAUUUUAUAAAAUGAAUGAAUACAUGCUAAUGAAUGAAUAUAAGCCUAGAAAAAUAUUUAACUCAGGUGGGACUCUUUCCACAAAAUGGAGAGAGGAUCUUUCAUUAUUAAGAGCUGACUGGCGCUCUGGGACCACCUAGAAGCUUGGGGUGGCGCGCGGGGUAAGAGGGAGGUUCAAGACAGAGGCAACACGUGGACACCUACGGCGGAUUCAUGUUGUACGGCAGCAGCCGGCACGGUACGGUACAGCACGUAUCCUCCGGUUAAAAGAAAAUUUUAAAAAACACAAUAAAAAGCAAAAUUAAGAAUGAUUUUUGACGACACGUCACUAUGGGAUUCUCGGCACUAAGGAGCUCGAUGGAUUCAGUGACGUCACCAUAACAAAGCUCCUUCUGUUCCCAUUUAUUCAUCUAUGUUAACGAGGUUUCACAGAAGUUGCCGCUUCAGGUAUAACAUAUCUACCCGGGAUUACUGCCAUGAGUGGACAAGGUACUUACAUAGAUCCUUGUGAGCUGGUCAGACUCUCCUAACGUUGUCUCCUGGAAUCAGCCAUGGAGAAUCCUUUUCCCAGACGCGUCUGGGUGGGUUCUUCGUGUGCUGUGUGGGGCUCCGCUGGCAGCAAGGUCUGGACCCAGGCAGGGAGUCCUGCCCCUCAGUCAGACGGUCAGCACCAGGCCUGACUUCAGACAUCCUUCACGCACAACCUUGAUUUUGCUAUCGAGGGAUCAGAGGGCUAGAGGGAGGAGACGCCGAAGCUAAGAGAACCAACAGGCACCAGAGCCAGACCCAGAAGCAGGUCUCCGUCCGUCCUGUCCCCGGCUCUCCCUUCAUCGCCUGUCCUGUCACAGCAGGCGGGACAAAGAUGAGGCUGUCGCACGUUCUUCCGUCAAGUUCAAUGCUUUUCCCUCCGUGUCCUCUGUACAAGCUGCUAGGCUUGGGUGAAGAUGUUGGUGAGGCGUCCCUGGGCUUGAUCUGCAGAACUUUAGCCCAAACUCUCAACAAAGAAGGAUUUGAGGAACAGAAGAGAGAGGAAAAUGUGGGGAAGAAAGGAAGGAUUCAGCCUGUCCAGUCCUCCUAUGGAGAAACGUCCUGGAGGACAGACAAGGAAGCCCCAAAACACCAUGUACAGUCUGAUUGGUCUCCGAGGUGACAUUUAACUCAGUAGAUUCUCAGAGGACAAAAUGGUUAUGGUAUAGAGGAGGGGGCGCCCGGAGUGUGUUUAAGAACAAGAUAGAAUGUAGUCAUACAUGCCACAACAUGGGUGAGCCCUGCAAAAACUAAGUGAGGCCCCAAAGACCGUCGAUUGUGUGAAUCCUAUGACAUGAACUAUCUAGAGUAGGCAAAUCCAUAGAGCCAGAAAGUAGAUUAAUUGUUGCCAAGGGCUGGGGGAAGGGGAAAACAAGACGUGGCUGGUAAUAGUUAACAGAGUUUCCUUUCUUUGGUGAUGAAAGUGCUCUGCAAUUAAACAUUAGGGGUGGUUGUGCAAUGCUAUGAAUAGACAAACCACCACUGGUUUCUACGCCUUUAAAUAGUGAGCUUUAUGAUGCGUGAAUUACAUCUUCAUUUUAAAAAGGUCAGAAUGAGGGCUUCCCUGGGGGUCCAGAGGUUAAGAAUCUGCCUGCCAACGCAGGGGACACCGGUUCAAUCCCUGGUUCAGGAAGAUCCCACGUGCCGCAGGGCAAGGAAGUCCAUGCACCACAACCACUGAAGCCCACUGCCUAGAGCCCGAGCUGCCCCGAGAAGCCCCCGCACCACACAUAGAGAGGAGCCCCCGACUCCCCACAGCCAGACAGAGCCCAGGCACAGCAACCAGGACCCAGCGCAGCCAAAACAAAUACCAAAUAACUUUCUAAAAAGGAUAGAAUGAAAUCAUUGCCAAAUAGUCAUGAGCAUUAUGUAUGGAUAUACUCACAAUAGAGUGGGGGAAUGACCUCAUGUUUAUUGAUAACCUACUGUGUCCCACACAUUCAAAGGUUUUAGAUUUGUAUUUUCAUUUCCACCAAAGAGCAACCCUGAGAAGUAGACUUCUUUUCCCUCCUUUAAAGAUAAGAAAAACAAGGCUCAUGAAUAUAGCUUCUCCAAAGAGAUACCACCAGUUAGCGGCACAGUCAGAAUUAAGACAGGUCUGUCUGGCUUCAGCGCCCAUGUCCUAUCCACUAUGACGUGAUACUUGCCAUUAUUUCUUUUUUUUUUUUUAAUAUUUGUUUAUUUGUCUGGCUGUGCCAGGUCUUCGGUGAGGAGUAUCUGAUCUUUAGUUGCAGCAUGCAAACACUUCGGGGAAGCCUGUGGGAUCUAGUUCCCAGGCCAGGAUCCAAAACUAGACCCCUGGCCUUGGAAGCAUGAAGUCUUAGCCACUGGACAACCAGGAACGCCUCCCGAUUUCUUCUUGUAGACGAAGACACACUCACUUGAUGUUCACCCGCAAUGCACCUUGCACACGCACGGGUGGACACGCUUGUAAUACUGUCUGAGUGAUGGUCAGUUGUCACCUCUGCAGAUGACGCCUGGAGAACUAGCCCUUGCCGCUGGAAACUACACCCCCGUCACCCACUUCAUCUUGCUGGGAUUCUCCAAUGACCCAGACCUCCAGAAGCUUCUCUUCGGAGGCUUCCUGCUCAUCUACGCCAUGACCGUGGUGGGCAACCUGGGGAUGAUGGCGCUCGUCCUCACGGACUCCCACCUCCACAGUCCCAUGUACUUCUUUCUCAGCGUCCUCUCUUUCCUCGAUGUCUGUUACUCCUCGGUGGUCACACCCAAGCUGCUGGUCGACCUCCUGGCCUCUGACAGGUCCAUCUCCUUCAAGGGCUGCGUGGUCCAGAUGACCUUCUUUGUGAUGCACGCCACAGCUGAGAGCUUCCUGCUGGCUUCCAUGGCCUACGACCGCUGCACGGCCAUCUGCCGACCUCUCCACUACGGCUCUGUCAUGACCAGGGGCACCUGUCUCCAGCUGGUGGCUGCUUCCUACGCUUUCGGUGGAGCUAAUUCUGCUAUUGAGACUGGGAAUGUCUUUGCCCGGCCUUUCUGUGGGCCCAACCAGGUACCACACUACUUCUGUGAUGUCAUACCCCUUCUCCGCCUGGCCUGUGCAAACACAGCCGUGGCAGGAGUGAUCCUCUAUGUCUUCUCUGCCCUGGUUCUCCUUCUGCCUGUUUCCCUCAUCCUCACCUCCUACGGCCUGGUCUUGCUGGCCAUUGGGAGGAUGCGCUCAGCAGCUGGGAAGGAGAAGGCCCUCUCCACGUGUGCCUCCCACUUCCUGGCCAUUGCCAUCUUCUACAGCACUGUGAUUUUCACCUACGUCCAGCCUCAUGGAUCCACUGAUGAUUCCAGUGGCCAGGUAGUGUCUGUUUGUUACACCAUCAUAACCCCCAUGCUCAACCCCUUCAUCUAUAGCCUCCGCAACAAGGAGGUGAAGGAGGCCCUGCAGAGGAAGCUCCAAGUCAAUAUCUUUCCCUGCUGAGCCCGGCAAGGCUGUUGGAAUGAGGAAGGCAUCAGUCAGUUCUGUCACUCAGUCGUGUCCGACUCUUUAUGCCCCCAUGGACUGCAGCACGCCAGGCCUCCCUGUCCAUCACCAACUCCCAGAGUUUGCUCAAACUCAUGUCCAUCACAUCAGUG